AUGAACACCACGGCAAACAACACCAAGAGACCAAGAAAACCCCAUUUUUCCCCCCAGGAGCUGUCUGCAUUGGUGGCUGAGUCACCGUUGAAGACCUCAGUCACCAAUGCAGACAAGAAAUUAGCGUGGGUGGAGGUGACGCGGAGGGUCAAUGCGGUGGGCCAGGGCAUCACCAGAACAGCGGACGAGGUCCGCAUCAAGUGGAGGGACUAUUCCACCGUAGUUAAAAAGAAGGCUGCCGCUCUCAGGAGAGAGAUGGCGAAAACUGGUGGUGGUAGCAGCAGUCUGCCUCCUCUCUCUCCUGAGGAGGAGAAGGUGCUUGCGGUGUUGGGUCCCGAGGCGACUGAAGGCACUCGGGGGGGGCUAGAUAUACAAGCAACAUCUGGCCCUCCGCACACCAUUGCCACCUCCACCUCAAGACACCACCCUGCUAACUCCACCUCCUCCAUCAACCAACCCAGCAGUCCUCCAAACAUCACCGUUCACUCCCCUCCACUCUCCAUAUCAGGCACCCAACCCAGCACUCCACCGUCAUCCACAGUCACCAGACCCAGCAGCCCAGCCUUCACCUACAACCCCUCAUCCUCCCCAGCCGCUUCACCCUUCUACAGCAACACAGUGCCUGACCCUGCUCCCAACUAUGCACACCCCAGGGCUGCCUCCUCACCUCCCUCUCGUCUAAGGAGCCUCCAAGCAGGGUGCAGGGACCCUUGUGGGUGCAGUGCGGAGCUCCUGGGGUAUGAGAGGGAGAAGAUCGUGGUGGGGAGAGCCAUCAGGGAGGAGCUGGUAGCCCUGGGGGACAUAGCAAAGGACAUGAUGGCCCAAGCGGAGAGACACCAUCAGGAAUCCCUUGCGGCCAUCAGGGAGCAGGGUCAGAGACACCAUAACCAGUUCAUGGACCUCCUCAGUAUAAUCCAGCAGCAAGUCACACGACCUUCGUUCACACUUCACCUACCACAAGAUCACCAGGACACACCAUCCCCACAUCCUUCACAACCUCCACCCCCCAAGACCCCCACGCUUAAAUAAAUAUCACA
This is a messenger RNA of Engraulis encrasicolus (European anchovy), 1037 nucleotides long. RefSeq lists its product as uncharacterized. Gene Ontology annotation, cellular component: nucleus. The transcript is spliced from 3 exons. The coding region runs from base 1 to 1029 and encodes 342 amino acids. The record is from RefSeq and is a predicted model, not a curated record. Lineage: Eukaryota; Metazoa; Chordata; Actinopteri; Clupeiformes; Engraulidae.